Messenger RNA from Trichosurus vulpecula (common brushtail), 1191 nucleotides. RefSeq names its product bone morphogenetic protein 7-like. Gene Ontology annotation, biological process: SMAD protein signal transduction. Gene Ontology annotation, molecular function: cytokine activity; growth factor activity. The coding region runs from base 1 to 1191 and encodes 396 amino acids. Gene Ontology annotation, cellular component: extracellular region. The transcript is spliced from 5 exons. The record is from RefSeq and is a predicted model, not a curated record. Lineage: Eukaryota; Metazoa; Chordata; Mammalia; Diprotodontia; Phalangeridae.
AUGGCGAUAGCCCUGCUUCAGAAGAGCCUGCUGCUGCUUCUUUGCUGCUCGGGGAUCCUCUCCACACUCCCCAGGAACUGGAAGCUGAAGAUGUUGAUCGAUGAGAUGGAGCACCUCUUUACAAUGGAGGAAUUGGACCACAAAUCUGGGGCCCCCAGGACACCACCCACAUUCAUGACUAACUUAUUCCGUCGGGUGGCCCACCCCAGUGGCAUCAGCAAGACUACAGGUAUCCUGAUGGGAAACAUGGUGAGAAGUUUUGAAGAGAAAGUCCACAUCAAUCAUUCUCAUUUCUUCUUCAACCUCUCUUCUGUUGGCAAACACGAGAAGGUACUGAGAGCUGAACUCCAUGUAUUUAAAUUCAGACAAUCGCAACAUCUCCUCAGCGAAGACAAAGACAAAGCUAUUCAUUAUAGUCGAGUGGAAGUCCAUGAACUUUUAGGUUCCACACCAGAGGCUGAGAGAGGGGGUCUCCUUAAAUCCAGGAAUCUGUCUCUGAGGUCAGAAGGCUGGUUGGUGUUUGAUGUCACCCAGACGGUAACUGACUGGGUUCAUGGAAACUUGUCUGACCGGAGCUUUUUGGUGCUCACUACAAAGAAUGUUGGACUGCCCUUGAAUUAUGACUAUCAUAGAACUGACCGGAAGUGGAAGAAUAAUGAGAACAGGAAUUCCUUACUUGUUCUCUUCACCCAAAAUGAGGACCCUGGACCUAUCAGAAAUGGCUACAUGGCCCUACCAACAAUGUUUCGGUCUGAUGGAGAGAUGAAUUCUAGCUUUUUGGAGUCUCUUGGCCUUCCCGAGUCACCUCCCAACCUCAACAUUAGCCAUGAUAUCCGGAAACCCAGAAGCAUCGUUAAGAAUGAAUCCAUUCCAAAGGGCUGCCAGAAGGCUCCUCUCUAUGUUGACUUUGAGAAAAUAGGGUGGUCAAAAUGGGUCAUUUCCCCCAAAGGAUACCAAGCCAACUACUGCAGGGGAAAAUGUUUAUUUCCCUUGGGCCAUGGGGCAGAGGCCUCCAAUCACGCAUGCUUCUUGUCCUUUGUUGUUCGCUUCAAGCUAGACCCAAAUGUGUCUAGACCCUCUUGUGUCCCUAGAAAACUCAAUUCCAUCAAUCUCUUGUAUUAUGACGAUGCUAACAACGUAGUCCUCAAACAGUAUAAAGAUAUGGUGGCUGAUAGCUGCAGCUGUCAGUGA